Molecule: messenger RNA, 1353 nt
Organism: Protopolystoma xenopodis
Lineage: Eukaryota; Metazoa; Platyhelminthes; Monogenea; Polystomatidea; Polystomatidae
Source: the annotation of a GenBank genome assembly
AUGGCAAAACGCACUGACGAUGCCGUCGAAACGUCUGGGAAUGUGCCACGUCCACGUGCUUAUGGCAAUUGGUUUCCUGGAUGCAAGCCCUUGGUUCAGCAAGCGAUGGUGAAGAUCAUGAAAGCCAAUCCAGCUCUUUAUGUUCUUCGGGAGCGUAUUAGAAAGGCUUUGCAAUUGUAUUCCAGCGAGCCCACUGAGCCUUAUCUUAGUUCGCAAAAUUAUAACGAGCUUUUCUCAAAUCAGAUUAUCUGGUUUGUGGAUGAUACUAAUGUCUAUCGUGUUACUAUUCACAAGACCUUUGAGGGCAAUCUAACCACUAAACCAAUCAAUGGAGCGAUCUUUAUUUUUAAUCCUCGCACGGGCCAGUUAUUCUUAAAAAUCAUUCACACGUCUGUUUGGGCUGGCCAGAAGCGCUUAGGUCAGUUAGCCAAGUGGAAGACUGCUGAGGAGGUCGCGGCUCUCAUUCGUUCGUUGCCAGUUGAAGAACAGCCAAAGCAGAUUAUUGUGACUCGAAAAGGCAUGCUUGAUCCCCUGGAAGUCCAUUUACUCGACUUCCCUAACAUUGUUAUCAAGGGCUCUGAGCUUCAACUUCCCUUCCAGGCAUGCUUGAAAGUCGAAAAGUUUGGCGAUUUGAUUCUCAAGGCGACAGAGCCUCAAAUGGUACUUUUCAACUUGUAUGAUGACUGGCUAAAAACUAUUAGCUCAUAUACAGCUUUCUCUCGACUGAUUCUUAUUUUGCGGGCUCUUCAUGUUAAUAAUGAUAGAGCUAAGAUUGUGCUCAAACCUGACAAGACUACCAUUACAGAACCACAUCAUAUUUGGCCAUCGCUCUCCCCUGAGGAAUGGAUCAAUGUUGAAUAUCAGCUAAAAGAUUUAAUUUUGGCUGACUACGGCAAAAAAAACAAUUAUUUUGUUAUGUUUUGCAAUUUACUGACAAAAAUUCCCUCAUUUCUCAGUGUAAACGUUGCUUCAUUGACCCAAUCCGAAAUUCGUGAUAUAAUUUUGGGCAUGGAGAUUUCUGCACCAUCUCAACAACGUCAGCAAAUCGCGGAGAUCGAGAAACAGGCGAAAGAGCAGUCCCAGCUUACUGCAAUGACUACUCGUACAGUGAACAAACAUGGUGAUGAGAUUAUUUCAACCACCACAUCCAAUUACGAAACUUUGCAUUUCAGCAGUAAGACGGAAUGGCGCGUCCGGGCUAUCUCUGCAACUAAUAUGCACCUACGAACCAAUAAUAUAUACGUCAGUUCAGAUGAAGUAAAAGAAAGUGGUUACACCUAUAUACUUCCAAAGAAUAUACUGAAAAAAUUCAUAACGAUUUCCGACCUCAGGGCUCAAGUAGGCUCGCUUUAA